Rosa chinensis is the source of this 1821-nucleotide messenger RNA. RefSeq lists its product as uncharacterized. Lineage: Eukaryota; Viridiplantae; Streptophyta; Magnoliopsida; Rosales; Rosaceae. The transcript is spliced from 4 exons. The coding region runs from base 1 to 1821 and encodes 606 amino acids. The record is from RefSeq and is a predicted model, not a curated record.
AUGGCUUACAUCGUGCAUCGAAGGUUUUUAGGAAGAAACCAUCCUUAUAGAAGGCAAAAGGCUGCUUUCAACAACCUUCCAGAACAUUCUCCCCCUCCUGUUCCUUUGAGUGGGGAAGAAGUACUGCAUAGGGUGGAGCAGGAAUUUCUCCCUGUUCGGCAUUGCCUUGAUGUGAUGCAUAUAGAGAAAAAUGUAUGUGAUAGUCUCAUAGGUACCUUGCUCAAUAUUCCUGGAAAAACAAAGGAUGGAGUGAAAACUCGGUUGGAUCUAGUGGAGAUGGGUAUUAGAUUAGGAUUAAGGCCUGAUCUUGAAGGUCCGAAAAAGGAGCGCUUGCCAUUGGCAAGCUGGAACCUAAAGACAAAUGAAAAAAGAUGCAUGUGUGGGUCUUUUUUUGUCAUGAAGGUUCUUGAAGACUAUUCUUCUAACAUAUCAAACCUGGUUUCCAUGGAUGAUUUAAGGCUUAGUGGACUUAAAUCCCAUGAUUGUCAUGCCUUAAUACAACAACUCCUCCUUGUUGCCAUACGAGGUGUGCUUGAAAAGCCGGUCAGAAUUGUCGUGAUCAGGUUAUGCCUGUUUUUUAAUGAAAUCUACAACAAGACUAUUGAUGUGUCAAGGCUGCCGAAUAUCCAAAGUGAACUUGUUGAAACAUUGUGUGAGCUGGAAAAGUACUUUCCCCCAUCAUUUUUUGACAUAAUGGUUCAUCUAACAGUUCACCUAGUUAGAGAGGUGGAGUUAUGUGGACCAGUUUGCUUUCGAUGGAUGUAUCCAUUUGAGAGGUACAUGAAGAUUUGCAAAGGAUAUGUUCGAAAUAGAAAUCGGCCAGAAGGUUGCAUUGCGGAGUGUUAUAUUGCUGAAGAGGCGGUUGAAUUUUUAACAGAGCUUUUCAUUGAUGACAAGACUGUUGGGAUUCCAUCUGACCCUCACAUAGAGGACAAGCCUACCUCAGGUGCUACAGUUAUUAGUGUUUACGGCAAGUUAUUUGACCAAGCUCAUCUUUGCGCGCUUCAAAACACGGAUGAAUUAAGAAGCUAUUUUGUUGAACACCUACAAUACUUGAAGAGGGAGUUUCUAAGAUUCAAAAAGAAUAAAAAGUGGCUUACAGACAAGCAAAACAAGACAUUUGCAGAUUGGUUGAAGGAGAGGAUACUUAUUUUCUUUGUUCAAGCGCAGGUUGCUGUUCAACUAAGUGAACCAGAUUCUCACGUUCCCGAGAUUGUCAGAUGGCUUUCAGAUAAACAGAGCAAUGAAGUACCAACAUUCAGUGGGUAUAGAAUUGCAGGAGUUCAGUAUAACACAAAGAAGCGUGAUAAUCUUAGAUCAACGCAAAACAGUGGUGUCUACUUACUUGCUAAGACACCGCAAGUAGCUACUGCUAGGGAUAAAAUGCUAAUUAUUGAUGACAUGAGCUUCUAUGGGGUGAUUACUGAAAUAUGGGAGCUCGAUUAUGAAAAGUUUAGGAUCCCUAUCUUUAAGUGUGAUUGGGUAGAGAAUAGAAGGGGUGUGAAGAUAGAUGAGCUUGGGUUCACAUUGGUGAAUUUGAAUAAGAAAGGUCAUUUAAAUGAUACUUUUGUGUUGGGAAACUGUGUUCAGCAAAUCUUUUAUGUUCAAGACCCUGUAGAUCCAAUGUGGUCAGUAGUUCUAAGAAUUUCUAGUAGGGAUUACAGUGAUUUUGAGGUUGAAGAUGAGCUUGGGGACACUAUUAUUGCUCACCAUCUCAUCACCACCAUGAUGCCAUCUAUUGGAUUACCUGGUAACUUAGCAAAUGAGGAAGAAGUGGGUUACAUGCGGGAAGGGGAGGAGGAUAUAGUUGUUGAUGGAUAA